Messenger RNA from Pseudogymnoascus verrucosus, 1176 nucleotides. RefSeq lists its product as uncharacterized. Gene Ontology annotation, molecular function: lyase activity. NCBI's taxonomy places the organism in Eukaryota, Fungi, Ascomycota, Leotiomycetes, Thelebolales, Thelebolaceae. The record is from RefSeq and is a predicted model, not a curated record. The transcript has a single exon. The coding region runs from base 1 to 1176 and encodes 391 amino acids. Gene Ontology annotation, cellular component: periplasmic space.
AUGCUUUACAAGUCUAUCAUCACUCUGUCUUUCCUGCUAGGAAAUGGCGCGUUUGCCUUGGUACACCCCGGGAUGCUUCAUACUGACGCCGACUUUAUGCGAAUGAAGGCAAAAGUUGAUGCAGAUGCUGCUCCGUGGAUAACUGGCUGGAAUACCUUGACAGCCAAUUCCCACUCCUCCAACACCUACGCCCCGAGCCCACAAGCCAUUGUGUACCGCGGAUAUGAUGGCACACAUCCUGAAAACUACUCAAAGCUUUAUAACGAUGUUCACGCCGCCUAUGCUCUUGGCUUGCGCUGGAAGAUCUCGGGAGAUGAUUCGUUUGCUGAUGCAGCAGUUAAAAUAUUAAACGGCUGGUCGUCAACACUUACGGCAAUCAGAGGGACAUCCGAUGCAGCACUUGCAGCUGGCAUUUAUGGCUACCAAUUUGCAAAUGCUGCUGAAAUUAUUCGGAGCUACAGCGGCUGGGCAGCGGCAGACCAAACACGAUUCAAAACUAUGCUUCACGAUGUCUUCUUCUCCAUCAACCACGAUUUUCUUGUACGCCAUAACGAUGCGGAAUUGGACCACUACUGGGCGAACUGGGAUCUCUGCAAUAUGGCAUCUAUGCUCGCCAUUGGCAUAUUUAACGACAACACUACCAUGUACGAGGAAGCAAUCACUUACUUCAAGAGCGGACUUGGCAACGGAAGGAUAGACCUCACAGUCUGGAAGCUCUACACAGUAGAUGGCGUGGUCCUAGGUCAAUGCCAGGAGUCUGGACGGGAUCAAGGCCACGCUACCUUGGAUUUUGCUCUACUUGGGCCACUUGCACAAAUGGCGUAUAACCAAGGAGAUGACCUCUUUGGGUAUGAGUCAAACAAAAUACUUGCCGGAAGUGAGUAUACCGCAAAAUACAAUCUUGGGGAAGAUGUUCCGUACACGUCCUACACCAACAGUGAUGUCACUCAAUCCGUCAUUUCAAACGCCUCGAGAGGAACAAUUCGACCAGCUUGGGAGCUUAUUUAUGCACACUAUCACGAUCUCAAAGGGUUGGAUUCUAAGUACACGGGACAGAUGAGGGAUUUGGUCAAUUCCGAGAGCGGUGGUGCCGAAGGGGGUGGUGGCAACUAUGGACCCAACUCUGGGGGUUAUGACCAGCUAGGAUACGGGACCCUGGCAUUUAGAUUAGAGUGA